AUGGCCGCCCUGGGCAUCACGGUCGCCCUGCUGGUGUGGAUGGCCACCCUGCUGCUCAUCUCCAUCUGGAAGCACAUCUACAGCAGCUGGAAACUGCCCCCUGGCCCUUUCCCACUGCCCAUCAUUGGGAAUCUUUUACAACUGGAUAUUAAGAACAUUCCCAAGUCCUUCACCAGGCUGGCAGAGAGGUUCGGGCCGGUGUUCACCCUGUACCUGGGUUCUCGGCGCGUCGUGGUUGUGCAUGGCUACAAGCCCGUGAAGGAGGUCCUGCUUGACUACAAGAAUGAGUUUUCUGGCAGAGGAGAAAACCCUGGGUUCCAGGUGCACAAAAACAAAGGGAUCAUUUUCAACAAUGGACCAACCUGGCGGGACACCCGGCGGUUCUCGUUGACCAUGCUCCGUGACUUAGGGAUGGGCAAACAGGGCAAUGAGCAGCGGAUCCAGAGGGAGGCCCACUUCCUGCUGGACGUGCUCAGGAAGACCCAGGGCCAGCCCUUUGACCCCACAUUUGUCAUCGGCUUCGCGCCUUACAAUGUCAUCUCUGACAUCCUCUUCCACAAGCGCUUUGACUAUAAAGACAAGACGGCGCUGAGGCUGAUGAGUCUGUUCAAUGAGAACUUCUACCUGCUCAGUAGCCCCUGGAUCCAGCUUUAUAAUAAUUUCUCAGACUACCUACAGUACCUGCCUGGAAGCCAUAGAAAGCUACUGAAAAAUGUGUCUGAAGUAAAAGAUUACGCUCUAGAGAGAACGAAGGAUCACCAGAAGUCCCUGGAGCCCAGCUGCCCCCGAGGCUUCCUCGACACCAUGCUGAUAGAAAUGGCAAAGGAAAAACACAGUGCGGACCCCAUGUACACCUUAGAAAACAUCGCUGUGACUGUGGCCGACCUGCUCUUUGCGGGGACGGAGACCACCAGCACCACCCUGCGAUACGGGCUCCUGAUUCUCAUGAAAUACCCAGAGGUUGAAGAGAAACUUCAUGAAGAAAUUGACAGGGUAAUUGGGCCAAGCCGAAUCCCUGCAAUCAAGGACAGGCUGGACAUGCCCUACCUGGAUGCGGUGGUGCAUGAGAUUCAGCGAUUCAUCGACCUCAUUCCCUCCAAUCUGCUCCAUGAAGCAACCCAGGACACAGUGUUCAGAGGAUAUGUCAUCCCCAAGGGCACACCCAUAAUUCCGACGUUGGACUCUGUCUUGUAUGAUAGGCAAGAGUUUCCUGAACCAGAGGAGUUUAAGCCAGAGCACUUUCUGAAUGAAAGUGGAAAGUUCAAGUACAGUGACCAUUUCAAGGCGUUUUCUGCAGGAAAGCGGGUGUGUGUUGGAGAAGGCCUGGCUCGCAUGGAACUGUUCCUGUUCUUGGCCGCCAUCCUGCAGCACUUUAACCUGAAGUCACUUGUUGACCCCAAGGAUAUCAACCUCAGCCCCAUUGCAAUUGGGUUUGGCAAGAUCCCGCCCCAUUACAAACUCUGUCUCAUUCCCCGCUCAGAAGUGUGA
Budorcas taxicolor (takin) is the source of this 1488-nucleotide messenger RNA. RefSeq names its product cytochrome P450 2E1. The transcript has 9 exons. Bases 1 to 1488 code for a protein of 495 amino acids. Lineage: Eukaryota; Metazoa; Chordata; Mammalia; Artiodactyla; Bovidae. Gene Ontology annotation, molecular function: oxidoreductase activity, acting on paired donors, with incorporation or reduction of molecular oxygen, reduced flavin or flavoprotein as one donor, and incorporation of one atom of oxygen; iron ion binding; heme binding. Gene Ontology annotation, biological process: xenobiotic metabolic process. The record is from RefSeq and is a predicted model, not a curated record. Gene Ontology annotation, cellular component: intracellular membrane-bounded organelle; cytoplasm.